This is a messenger RNA of Rhopalosiphum padi (bird cherry-oat aphid), 563 nucleotides long. Its product is annotated as homeobox protein Hox-A9a-like. The record is from RefSeq and is a predicted model, not a curated record. The coding region runs from base 1 to 504 and encodes 167 amino acids. NCBI's taxonomy places the organism in Eukaryota, Metazoa, Arthropoda, Insecta, Hemiptera, Aphididae. Gene Ontology annotation, molecular function: DNA binding. The transcript is spliced from 4 exons.
AUGGUGCCACACAGAGAAUUAGAUUCGAAUGAAGACAAACGUGCAUUUUACGGAAAUUCGGUUUUAUUUUCAGUUGUGUUUACGAAAUCUUCCACCUCAGACGAGGGGUACAACUCAGACAGUUCGUCCAAAUUCUCCGGAAGCAAUAAUUCUCCGAGUGCUUACAUUCUACGUCCCCCAUGGUUACAAAGCACUGCCAACAAUGUCGUUCAAAGUUUUCGUAAGAAUCGAAUGCCACCAAUCUUCAACAAUCAACAAAUAAUACAGUUGGAAGAGUCGUAUUUGGACAAUCAAUACUUGACUAUGCGAGCACAAAUAAAUUUAGCUAGGAAGUUGAGGAUUAAUGAAGAUAAUAUAAAACUAUGGUUCCGAAAAAGGCGAUUAAUAGACUUUUUAGAAGUGGACAAUUAUGAUAGUUGCCUGACUACUAGUGACGCUUUACAGCACCUGUGUAUGCUUCAACAAAAAUCUAGCCAUCUGCAAGGACUAAGAGUACAAUGUUGAGGUAGCAGCCAACCAAAUAAUCUAAAUCUAAACAACAUAAUAUUAUAUUUAGGUUUGUA